Molecule: messenger RNA, 1560 nt
Organism: Tarenaya hassleriana
Lineage: Eukaryota; Viridiplantae; Streptophyta; Magnoliopsida; Brassicales; Cleomaceae
Product: protein BREVIS RADIX
Exons: 8
Coding region: 449-1483 (344 amino acids)
Source: RefSeq, a predicted model, not a curated record
AAAAAUUGGAGCCCCGUUUUCGUUUCCGGGUGAUCCGAUUACCCGGAAAAUUUUGAAAUUUUUUGGCCGUUCUCGUUUUCUGGAAGGAGAAAUCUGUGCUAUUUCUGGAAACGUAUUAGAUCUUCGAGCUGAUUUCGGGAUCUUUGUCGGAGAUUAUCGCGGUAUUUUAGGUCCGGGAGGCGAUCAGAUUCCUUUUGUUUCUUACUCACUGGCAGAUUUCCAGAAUCGGAAUCGUCUCGCUCGGAGAAGAGUUUGAGGGGCCAGGCCUUUGAUGGCCUAUAUAUAGGUGUAGAUACGGAACAAAGCAAAUCAGUGUUGGGACGAAAAUAAGGGCGGAGCCGGAAAAGCAAAAGCAGAGCUGAUUUUCGCUUACGAGGUUGAAGGAACGCUUAGUCCGAAGAAAUUUACAAGAGGGCUUAAAAAAGGGGAAGAACAAAAGCAAGCAAAGAUGUUUACUUGCAUAGCUUGUACGAAACAAAUGGCAGAUGGAGGCGAGGAGGUAGAAGGCGGAGCGCGUGGGAGCUCCACUCCCAAUACUAAAGAAGCCGUCAAAAGCCUAACUACACAGAUCAAAGAUAUGGCGCUGAAAUUCUCUGGUGCUUAUAAACAAUGCAAACCAUGCACAGGGUCCAGCGGCUUGAAGAAAGGGCCCAGGCCUUACCCGGAUUUCGACACUGCUUCUGAAGGUGUUCCCUAUCCUUAUCCGGGCGGAAGCUCGACUUCCACCCCUGCCUGGGACUUUACGAGCUCGACCCACCAUCCAGCUGGUCGUCCUGAGUCGAGAUUCACGGCAGUGUAUGGCGGAGAUCGAGAAUCUAUUUCGGCACAGUCAUGCGAUGUGGUAGUAGAGGAUGAUCAUGAGCCAAAGGAGUGGAUGGCUCAAGUGGAACCCGGUGUUCAUAUCACUUUUGUUUCACUUCCCAGUGGAGGAAACGAUCUGAAACGGAUCCGUUUCAGCCGGGAGAUGUUUGACAAGUGGCAGGCCCAGCGAUGGUGGGGUGAGAAUUACGAUAAAAUCGUAGAGCUAUAUAAUGUACAGAGAUUUAACCGUCAAGCCCUUCAAACGCCUGCUCGGUCCGAGGACCAGAGGGAUUCAACUUAUUCGAAACUCGAGUCAGCAAGAGAAAGCAAAGACUGGACGCCAAGGCAGAACUAUAGACCACCUCCAGGAGCCAGUGUGCCACACCACUUCUACGGCGGUCCUAGCCACUACGGAACCGGCGGCCAGUCGGGACCUUCCAUGGAUGCAGCAAGGACCACCACUUCAUCCAGAGAUGAGCCACCGUCUAUAAGUAAUGCGAGCGAAAUGCAGGCUGAGUGGGUCGAAGAGGACGAGCCCGGGGUUUACAUCACCAUCAGGCAGUUGGCUGACGGGACAAGGGAGUUACGCCGUGUCAGAUUCAGCCGGGAAAGGUUUGGGGAAGUGCAUGCAAAGACAUGGUGGGAGCAGAACAGAGACAGGAUACAGUCACAGUAUCUCUAGCGACUUCUCUUCUUCUUCUUCAAUGUCUUCCAAAAAAAAAAAAAAAAUCCAUCUCCUUGAUAAUAUCACACACAAAA